AUGGUUGGCAACACUUCUUUUACCCAUCGGCUCCAGUACAUAUCUGCCAGUCUUUGGGAUAUUCGCCACUGUCGUCUCAAGAAAAAAUCGGUGUCAUCAAAUGAUCCCAUCAGCGGAUGGUGUGUGCACGGCCCUAUAAAUCAAGACUCGUCAAAGAAGCGCACUGCAAGCGACAUCCUAUUCGUGUCUCACUCUCCCUCGCGUGCGCAUCAUUAUCGCUCGCUCCCUCUUGGCAAGUCAGGCGCAUCACCUAUUGUUGAUGAAGCUGGCCGCCUUACCUACGAUAACCGCGGCCUGCCCGGCGCGCGCGCCGCCCCUGUAAGUACAUGUGCGUCAUCCGUGUUGUCGCCGGCCGAGCAAACCUGUUGUGAUGAAUCGUCAGUUUUAUUUAUUGAUGCGAGCGAGCCCACUGAUAAUUACAACGCAGAUGUGUUAUUGCACGAAACAGUGAGAAAUUAUUUUAACUUAGAAAGUGUCGGCGUAACUUCAAAAAAGAGGGAAAAUAAAGAAGAACAACAGGCAAUUUCUAUUUUAAAUGACACGGCAAAGUUAAAAAAUGGCAGAUGGGAAGUGGGACUUCCUUGGAAAAAUAAAGAAAAAUUUGUGGAAUCUUACUCAACUGCGGAAAGAAGGUUAAAAUCCGUGGAGAAGCGAUUACGAAGCAACGAAGAAUACGCUUCGAGAUAUCGCGAGCGAAUAAGACACUUAUUUGAAAAUGAUUACGCAAGAGAAUUAAAACCGGAAGAAAGUGGGAAUAGAAUUUGGGUAAUUCCCCACUUCGGAGUGGAUAAUCCCAGGAAGAAGAAAUUGAGACUAGUCUUUGACUGUGCUAGUAUUUCUCAUGGAAAAUGCCUAAAUGAUUAUUUGCUUCAAGGCCCUGAUUUAUUGAACUCACUUUAUGGGAUUAUGUUACGAUUCAGAGAAAACCCCAUAGGAAUAACGGGUGACAUUCGCGACAUGUUUCUGAGAAUCAAAAUAAGAGAAGAAGAUCAACACGCCUUAAGAUUUUUAUGGCGCGACAGUCAAGAUCAACCAAUAAAACAAUAUAUUAUGACGUCACUUUUAUUUGGAGGAAAUUGCAGCCCAUUUAUUGCACAAUUUAUAAGAGAUAAGAAUGCUCAACAAUUCUCCGAAACAAAGCCUAACGCCGUCCGAGCUAUUAUGCAUAGUCAUUACGUAGACGAUUUCAUUGACUCGCUGCCCACAGAAAGCGAAGCGAUAAAUAUUAUUGACGAUGUUUCUACGGUGCAUAAAUUCGGAGGAUUUGAGAUACGUGGAUGGACAAGUAACAACAAAAAUGUUUUGUCACACUUACCUAAAGAUCAAUUAAGUACUAACGGAGGAAGUUUGUUGGUGGAUGGCGAAAAUAAAACUCAGCGAACCUUGGGAUUAUUAUGGGAUCCAGCCCAUGAUACUUUGGCAGUCGAUGUGUCUUUUAAAAAUAUACCCGAAGACAUCCUGAAAUUCAAGAAAACGCCGACUAAGCGAGAAAUUUUACGCAUCACCAUGUCAAUUUAUGAUAUAUUUGGUAUAUUGGCACCUGUAACAAUAAAAGGAAAAAUAUUACUAAAGUCUAUCUGGAAGACCGCCCUAUCGUGGGACGAUAAAAUAUCUGAGGAACUAUUUAUUGAAUUUAAACACUGGAUCACCGACCUAAAGGGUGUUGUGCACCUCAACAUACCAAGAUGGUAUUUUACUACGUCUGCGAAUUUUAUAACGAGUGCGAAAGAGACAACUAGCAUUCUGGAACUUCAUUUGUUUUGUGAUGCAGCGCCGACCGCCUUCGCAGCUGUUGCAUACUGGAGGCUUGUGAAUGCGAACGGAGAUGUGUGCGUGUCCUUUAUCGCAUGCAAAAAUAAAAUUUCAUCAAUGAAAAGAUUAUCUAUACCGCGUUCGGAAUUAGAAAGCGCAUUGAUAGCGGCGCGUUUAGCUAAAACUAUAAAGGACGAGCAUCGUAUAAAGUGCGACCGCAUGUACUUCUGGACUGACUCAUCUUGUGUUCUGCACUGGAUUAGAAAUCACAAUCGCAAUUAUAAAGAAUAUAUCGCUAACAGACUUGGAGAAAUCGACGAACUUACCAGCUCCUUGGAAUGGCGAUACGUUCCUUCCCAUUUGAAUAUCGCUGACAUAGCUACAAAGAAAACACAGUACAUGUUACGCGCUGAUUGCGAGUGGUUUAGAGGACCUGCAUUUUUAUAUCAGAAGGAAGAUCAAUGGCCGAAAGACAUUUUAACUCCGGAAAUAAAUAAAUUAGAUGACCUUGAAAUUGCAUUGAUGGUGCAACCGGAAGCUAUAACCAUUGACAUACCUGAACCUGAGAGAUUUUCUUCAUGGAUACGGCUCGUACGCGCUACCGCUGCUGUUCUGAAAUUUAUAAACAAAAUAAAAAUAUUAGAAACCUGUGAAGCUACUAUAAUAGGACGCGCAGAAUGCUUAAUAUUGAGGUACUCGCAGUUACAGUCGUUCGGUGCGGAAAUGGCCUUACUCGCUAAGGAAAAAACAUUAAAUAAAAAUAGCUUACCUGUAAUACUUACCUUGGCUCCUUACCUGGACCAAGAUGGAUUGAUGAGAGUCGGAGGCCGAAUCGACGCAGCGGCUGAUAUAUCUCCUGAAAUGAAAAGACCUAUAAUUUUGGAUGGGAGAAACUAUGUGACCAGAUUAAUAGUGCAGUUCUAUCAUGAAAAUGCUGCUCAUGGCUACCAGGAGAUGGUCGUCAACGAACUCAAACAAAAAUAUUGGAUCAUUCGUAUUAGACCGACAGUGAAAUACGUAGCCGCCAGAUGUAUGACUUGUAGAAUCCAAAAGGCUCAACCGGAAGUUCCCCGCAUGGGCGAGCUACCUGAGGCCAGAAUGGCCCAUCAUCAGCGGCCAUUCUCUAACACCGGUCUAGAUUUAUUUGGUCCGAUGGAAAUUACCGUUGGCCGACGGCGAGAGAAGCGCUACGCAGUAUUGUUUACGUGUUUGACGAUAAGAGCAGUACAUAUAGAAUUAGUACAUUCACUCAGCACGGAUUCAUUAAUUUUGGCCUUACGAAGGAUGGCGGCAAGACGAGGUUGGCCAAAACAACUUUUUUCUGAUAAUGGAACCAAUUUGAGAGGAGCUAAUACAGAAAUCAAGUUAGCCGCUGAAGAAUUGGACAAGUCACUACUUACAACCUACGCAGCAAAUCGUGGAGUUACGUGGAACUUCAUUCCUCCUGCGAGCCCCCAUAUGGCAGGCGCCUGGGAACGAAUUAUACGCUCGAUUAAAACGACCUUGAAGGUGACCUUGAAAGAGAGGGCUCCACGUGAAGAGGUAUUGCUUACGCUUUUAGCAGAGGCGGAGAACAUGUCAAACAGCAGACCCUUAACUCAUGUCUCAGUGGAACCAGACUACCCUGAAGGAUUGACCCCUCAUCAUUUUUUACUUGGGACCUCAUCAAACUUACCGCUGAUGGGAUCAUUUGAUGACACCGAUUUUUUCUUGAGACGACAGUGGCGAAUAUCCCAAAGACUGGCAGAUAUGUACUGGAGCCGAUGGGUAAAAGAAGUGUUGCCAACCAUGCUACCCCGUCAAAAAUGGCAUGAAGAGUGCCGCGUAUUACAAGUGGGAGAUCUAGUGCUAAUUGCUGACCCAAGCGCCCCCCGAAACCACUGGGCACGCGGCCUGGUACAAGAGGUGUGUCCCGGCAAAGACGGACGGGUGAGAACAGUCCAUGUAAAAACAAAAUCCCGAGUGUUAGUGAGACCAGCAGCUCGCAUUGUACGCCUACCAGUGUGA
Cydia pomonella (codling moth) is the source of this 3759-nucleotide messenger RNA. RefSeq lists its product as uncharacterized. The record is from RefSeq and is a predicted model, not a curated record. Lineage: Eukaryota; Metazoa; Arthropoda; Insecta; Lepidoptera; Tortricidae. Bases 1 to 3759 code for a protein of 1252 amino acids. The transcript has 2 exons. Gene Ontology annotation, molecular function: nucleic acid binding. Gene Ontology annotation, biological process: DNA integration.